AGGGAGGGACCGCAGGGCGGAACCGUCCCCGGCGCAUAUAAGGCGUCGUUUGCUGGGGGCCGAACCACUUCCCACGGUGGUCCUUUCUCUUCCGUUAGGGAAAGGCCUCUCCGGGAUCUCGGAACUCCACGGAACUAGGUACUAAGGAGCUGGGGUUUAAUUGACCUGGUGUGGUGGGACGAAUUAGAGCGACGGACAGAAGCAGAGGAAGGCUUGCAGGAGGACGGCGGAAGUUGACUUGUUGGCCGCGGCGGAGUUGCACUCGUGCGUUGGAGUCGGGAGUCGGGCUCGCCGCGGGGCUGUUGCAAGCCGACCGGACCGCUCGGACCGCCGGCAGUACGUUGGAUCGCGGCCGACCUGGGACCCUGAGGUCGCUGGAGCAGCAAGAGGCGGAAGAACAGUGAGAUUGGCCCCAUCUUCCCAGUCGCCCAGAAGCUGCCUGUCUCCUGGUGGCAUACAGGCUCCCUCUGUGCCGUGACGGCAGGCCUGGUGUCCGGAUAAUCCCCUGGCAGUGUUGGGAGGAGUCUCCUAUUCCUGCGGCCUUCGUCCUCUAAGACAAGAGCCAGCAUGUCGCGGGUCACCAAGCGGAAACACGUGGUGAAGGAGGUGCUGGGAGAGCACGUGGUGCCAUCGGAGCAGCAGCAGAUCGUCAAGGUUCUCAGGACCCCGGGGAACAACCUGCACGAGGUAGAGACGGCUCAAGGGCAGCGCUUCCUGGUGAGCAUGCCCUCCAAGUUCCGCAAGAAUAUCUGGAUCAAGAGAGGCGACUUCCUCAUCGUGGACCCCAUUAAGGAAGGACAGAAGGUCAAGGCUGAGAUCUGCUUUGUGCUUUGCAAGGACCAUGUGCGCUCGUUGCAGGAGGAGGGGCUAUGGCCCGAGGCCUUCUCGGAGGUGGCUGAGAAACACAGCAGCAACAGGAGCAGACAGAGUCAGCCAGAGCUCCCUGCUGAAUCCCUGUCCUCGGUGGAGUCCAGCUCAGAGGACGAUUCCGACCUCUUUGUCAACACCAACCGGAUGCAGUAUUACGAGAGCGAGGAGGAGAGUGAAGAUGGGGAGGCAGCCUGAGGACCAGGGCCACUGCUGUUCCCUCAAGGACUCGUCACAGCUCCCCCAGAUGCGGACAUUUUGGGGUGCCCCACACGGGAGUGAGGCAGGGUCACUCAGAACCGCUUCUCUGAUACAAGAAUUAACCCCUUGUUGGGUAGGGUGGUCCUGGAAGCUGAGUCGCCAUCUGGGGAGGGAGCCCUCAGAUCACUGGACACAAAAGAAAUGGGAGCUGGCCACAGCCUGGCACGAGUGGUUUGUUUCCCCUUGUUCUCUUCUCCUUGGCUGCUUAGGGCACUGGGAGGGGGGCAUCCCUCCGGACCACCUGCCUCCUACCGAUACUCAGGGUGACUGUUCCCCUUGUCUGUCCGUCGCCAUCACCACAGCAGUGCCUGUGUCCCCAGGACGCUUAGCGUGAUGCGCACACCUCUGUCCAUCUGUAACUUUGUUAAGAUUUUUUUGAAAUGCAGUGUCCGAGGGAAGAGGCAGGCAGAUCCCUUGGUUACCUGCAGCAGCUGGGCCAGGCCAAAGCCAGGAGCUCCAUCCAGGUAUCCCGUGUGGGUGGCAGGAACCCAGAGACUUGAGCCAGAAGCAGAGUGUCCAGGACUGCAGUCAGGGACUCUGGUAAGGAUGCAGGCAUGCCUUGUGGCAGCUUAUCUGCAUCGCCAGGCCUGUCCCUUAACCUCAUCUGAAUGAUUACACACGGUCCCAUGAUGGAGUGUUCAGCAGGUGGUGCCCUGACUCCCUAAUAUUCCAACCCGAAGAUGGGCCCUUGGCAUCCUUUUUCGUCUGCUCCGGGCAUGUUUAGUCACUACCGGGACCCCCGUUGGUUCCCUACAAGUGACAGGGCCUGUAGUGUAGACAGCCGUGUGUCCUCCAGCCCCAGCUCCAUUACUUCUUGUCUAGUGGGCACCCCUCCCAAGCUGACUUUUCAUUCUCCAGGAUGCCCUGAGGUUACCACAGGCACCCUGGCUUUCCUCCUGUGCACUUGCUAACCCAGCCUCCUGCCAUCAAUACCCUGACCCUCCGUGGGCUUGUCCUUCAUCCGCUGAACUGGAAGGCCCACCAGCCACACCUCAAGCUCAGGAAGUCCCAGCUCAGCCAGCCAGCCCUCACAGUGCGACAGUUGCUCGGAGUGUCUGCUGGCUUGCACUAUCUGUCGGCUGCGCUGGCCCAACGCAGCUCACGCUUCCCUAAGAGCCAGAAACACGGAGAUGCAUUCUCACCGGACCCCAUAGGAGGACCAGCCUGCCGCCUGUCCCACCAAAUGGAUGUGGCUCUCCAUUGUUUGGUGUUGGUCUCGACAUUGGCAUCCCUUCCCUGACAAAGUGCUGCAACUGAAAUGACAGGUGCCAUGAGCAAAAGCCAGAGCUGUCAUGAUGAGUUCCAGCACUGCCUCUCCCGAGUCCACCGCGUGCAGACAGCAGGGCAGGCGGAAGCAGCAGUGGAUCACCUUGGCUGGAAGCCAAACCCAGCCAGCCAGCAGACUGCACACACGUGUUGGUGCGAAGUUGAAUCUGACCUCUAAA
Messenger RNA from Ochotona curzoniae (black-lipped pika), 2573 nucleotides. It is a transcript of the gene EIF1AD, whose product is annotated as eukaryotic translation initiation factor 1A domain containing. NCBI's taxonomy places the organism in Eukaryota, Metazoa, Chordata, Mammalia, Lagomorpha, Ochotonidae. The record is from RefSeq and is a predicted model, not a curated record. Gene Ontology annotation, biological process: translational initiation. Bases 568 to 1065 code for a protein of 165 amino acids. Gene Ontology annotation, cellular component: nucleus. The transcript has 7 exons. Gene Ontology annotation, molecular function: translation initiation factor activity; RNA binding.